This is a messenger RNA of Periconia digitata, 1523 nucleotides long. The record is from the annotation of a GenBank genome assembly. NCBI's taxonomy places the organism in Eukaryota, Fungi, Ascomycota, Dothideomycetes, Pleosporales, Periconiaceae.
UUCGCGUCGCCUUGAGCUCAGCUUCAGCCCUACGAACUUUUUCCCGAGUUCGCCCCACCAUCCCACCACAACCCCGCGACACGCCUCAAUUACACGCGCCGAAAAUGGAAGACGAUCGAGCCGCUACGAAUCUUGGGCCGUCAGUCGAUGAGGGGAUCCCGGAUGAGCCUAUUCAUGUUCCCAGGCAACCAAAGCGACGUUUUGUAGGAAGAAAAGCGGCAGAGGCGUCGACGAAACCCGCCGAUCCAAAUGCAAGCAUCGAAGAUUCAAGCGCGAUACAAGUGGCACAACCUCGUCGUACUGCCCGCGCGCUGAAUUCAAUCCCCGACUCGAUUCUUCACGACGCCGACAUCAACGAUGCCAUAUCCCUCCUCCCUCCCAACUACAAUUUCGAAAUCCACAAAUGUAUACACCGAAUACGCACUUCGGGGGCGAAGUCUAUUGCACUUCAAUUCCCUGAGGGUUUGCUGUUGUUUGCGACCACCAUAUCAGACAUCUUGACGCAGUUUUGCCCCGGCAUAACAACGCUCAUCAUGGGGGACGUAACAUACGGCGCAUGUUGUAUUGACGACUUCACCGCCCGCGCGCUGGGAUGCGAUCUACUGAUACACUACGCACACAGCUGCCUGAUCCCUGUGGCAGUCACCAAAAUCCAAACACUCUACAUCUUCGUCUCCAUUGGAAUCGACACGCAGCAUCUCCUUAACACUAUAACACAAAACUUUCCUACCGGGAAAACAAUAGCGUUAGUCGGUACUAUACAGUUCAAUUCGACCCUCCACGGCGUAGUCUCCACGCUUCGCCGCGAAGGUUAUAACCCUAUUGUGCCUCAGAUCGCACCACUUUCCAAAGGCGAGAUCUUGGGUUGCACUUCACCAGCCAUGGCCAUAAAACCAGGUCAACUAGAUUCCAAAGGGAAAGAGGAGCCCGUGCCCGAUCUCCUUCUCUACCUCGGCGAUGGGAGAUUCCACCUCGAGAGUGCUAUGAUAGCCAACCCUUCUUUGCCCGCCUAUCGGUACGACCCAUACUCCCGACGUCUAACACACGAGACUUACGAACACACGUCUCUCUACACACUCCGCCGUACGGCGAUUCUGACAGCGCGGAAAGCGCGCACGUGGGGCAUUAUUCUCGGUUCUCUUGGGCGACAGGGGAACCCCCACACUCUGACGCUCAUUGAGAACGAACUGAAGCGCCAGGGCUUGAAGAGCGUUAAUUUGCUAUUGUCCGAGAUCUUUCCCGGUAAAUUAGCCAUGAUGGCGGACGUAGAGGCCUGGGUGCAGAUUGCGUGUCCCAGAUUGAGUAUUGAUUGGGGGUAUGCGUUUUCGCGCCCCCUCUUGAGCCCGUAUGAGGCGCUUGUUGCGCUGGGUGUUAAAGAUGCGCCCUGGUUGGAUGAAGAGGAGGGUACUGGAGAGAUGAAGGAGCGGAGAAAUCUGUAUCCAAUGGACUUUUAUGCGCGAGAAGGGUUGGGGAGGACGACUGUGGAACAUGUCAAGGCUGCAGAGGUUGAGAUAAGGGGAUAG